Molecule: messenger RNA, 680 nt
Organism: Ricinus communis (castor bean)
Lineage: Eukaryota; Viridiplantae; Streptophyta; Magnoliopsida; Malpighiales; Euphorbiaceae
Product: 60S ribosomal protein L14-1
Exons: 5
Coding region: 156-557 (133 amino acids)
Biological process (GO): translation; ribosomal large subunit biogenesis
Cellular component (GO): ribosome; cytosolic large ribosomal subunit
Molecular function (GO): RNA binding; structural constituent of ribosome
Source: RefSeq, a predicted model, not a curated record
UGGAAAUAAGCCACGUGUUAACUUACUGUACGCUGAAGCGCACCGGAUAACCAUCAUGAGAAGAAAACCCUAGCAGCAGUAUUUCUAGUCAUCGCCAAAACGUUAUCACGUCGUUUGUUGCCUCUGUCGACGAUUCUCAGAAAAUCGGGCCAAAAAUGCCGUUCAAGAGGUACGUUGAGAUUGGGAGAGUGGCUCUAGUCAACUACGGCAAGGAUUACGGGAAGCUAGUUGUUAUCGUCGAUGUUAUCGAUCAAAACAGGGCUCUGGUUGAUGCUCCUGAUAUGGUAAGGAGCCAAAUGAACUUCAAGAGGUUAACACUGACAGACAUAAAGAUUGAUAUCAAAAGGGUUCCUAGGAAGAAAACUCUUAUUGAAGCCAUGGAAAACGCCGAUGUGAAGAACAAGUGGGAGAAUAGUUCUUGGGCAAGGAAGCUCAUUGUGCAGAAGAGAAGGGCUUCCCUUAACGAUUUUGAUAGGUUCAAGCUCAUGUUGGCAAAGAUCAAGAGAGGAGGAUUCAUCAGGCAGGAGCUUGCAAAACUUAAAAAGGAAGCUGCUUAGAAUUUGCUUGCUUGUUUUGAACCUUUUAAAUUUUUUUAUGAAUCUGAUACAUGCUAAUCAGUUGUCCAAAUCAAUUUUCAUGGACUAUCGAAGGGUAUUAAUGAUAGCUAUAGACUUCUUUUU